Mucor velutinosus is the source of this 1200-nucleotide messenger RNA. RefSeq names its product alpha,alpha-trehalase nth1. Bases 1 to 1200 code for a protein of 399 amino acids. The transcript has a single exon. NCBI's taxonomy places the organism in Eukaryota, Fungi, Mucoromycota, Mucoromycetes, Mucorales, Mucoraceae. The record is from RefSeq and is a predicted model, not a curated record.
AUGAAAAGACGGCUUUCACCCUAUCUACUAUGUCUAUUACUGCUGCUACAUUGUAUAAAAGGGCAAUUACUCCAUCCCACCAAAACAACCACACCAAACCAACUGUUAGUAGCUCGAGACGACGACCAUAAAAACAAUGGAAAGUCAUCCAGCGAUAGACAAAAUGGCGUUGAUGAGAACAGGGACAAGAAGAAUGGUUCUUCACCCCGAGUGACAACAGAAAUCAGCAUUAUCUAUACCACCAUCAUCUAUACAUCAGCAUCCGCAACUUCAUUAUCAACACUGCCAGCAGCUACAUCUUUGCCGCCACUACUCAAUGUGUAUAACGUGUCGAAUACAGGCUCUGCCCAUCAAGAACAAGAUCCACAAUCUGUAUCUUCUGCCAAUCCAAAUGACCCGAAUAGCAAAAAGGACGAUCUUGCAGAUAACCUGAGAGAUGAUCAGCAAGCAUUAAAACGUAUGAUUAUGAUAUUGUCGCUUGUAGGAGGAUUGGGUGUGAUUGCAGUGGUUGCAACAAUAGUGAUAUUCACAAGAAUGAGAGUCAAGAAUAGAAAACAACGAGAAAUUGAUGAGGAAGGGAAUGAAGGCUCGACAUUUGAACUGAGUCAUGAUAUGGAUCGACAAUCUUCCAUCUCAAACACAUCCGACAGUGGAGGAGGAGGGACAGCAGCAGCAGCAAAUAGAGGACAAGAAGGUGCAUUAUUAGGCUCAACAUCAUCAAUCGCAUCAGCUUCAUCUACGACUUCAUCACAAGCUAACGGUAGAGCACUCACUGAACCUUCAGCGCCACCUGCACUCAUGAUGAUAGAAGGCUUGCAAGAGCCCUUGCAUAGGAGCCGACGCAAUGUGAUUUCCAUGAGCUCACAGACAACUGCUCCUUCGCCGUCUGCACCCACAGCCAAAGAGUUGGAUGCCAUGGACGAGGACAGUAGUACAGUAGCAACGACAUCUACACCCUACAACCAUCACCUACUUCACCACGGCCAUCAUCACCACCAACAAGAACAAAUCAACAACUGCUCCAGAUGUACACCCAUGAUGAUGGCACCUGAAUUACCACCGCCGGCUUACACACCGAGUGCACCACCACACUAUGCUUUACCAAUUGAAGCUAAUGUGAUAGAACCCUCCACCACUUCCAUGUCUGUAUCUUCCAGUAUGUCACCAUUGCCAUCUAGGAGACAUUCAUUGGGAGGUUAA